Messenger RNA from Cimex lectularius (bed bug), 2822 nucleotides. RefSeq names its product nucleolar transcription factor 1-A-like. The record is from RefSeq and is a predicted model, not a curated record. NCBI's taxonomy places the organism in Eukaryota, Metazoa, Arthropoda, Insecta, Hemiptera, Cimicidae. The transcript has 14 exons. The coding region runs from base 394 to 2496 and encodes 700 amino acids.
UCGUAGUUGGAACGGGACGAGGACGAGAGUCGAGCGGAGCCGAAAGCCGGCGUGGAAGGCGAACGGAAACGAAGCGGAGUGGAUCGGACUUAGAGCCGGGAUCAGCCGUCGGGCAGGCGGCCGAGGCCGAGGCGGAGUCGCUGUGAUGCCAGGCGGCCGGCGGGCGAAACUCGGUCCCGAGCUGGCUCGCCUCGUCCGCCGGGGAGGGGGCGAUGCAGUACGCGGCCACCCGAAACAACGACACAGCUCACAGCUCGCACCACGCAACACGACCGUUCACCGCACUCCGCCGCAUCGGCCACAGCGGACGAAUUCUCUCGAGAUUUCAUCGAUACGGAUACACGACCGCUAGAAAGGACUCUCCAACUCCUCUACGAAAAUAAACGUUCGACAAUGGGUUCAAAUUCUCAGUUGAAACCCGAGACGAAAUCUAAACUGAAAUCAGUCGACACAUCAAGCAAGCAGUCAUUAAAACAUGCGACAAGUUCUCCUUUGAAUCGCAGCAAAAAAUCAUCGCACAGUAACGACGAUUCUCCCCCUGUGAAAAAAUUCAAGCAGGAAUUGGCGCAGCGUCAUUUUAACGCUUCAGACGAUAGCGAUUCUGAAAAAGAAUUACAGAUCGACAAUUCUUUACAUCUUAAAAUGGACAUGUCCAGCGCAGACUCGGACAUCUCCAAUGAUUCAAUACUUUUGGAAAAUUUAAAAAAGAAUACCUCAACUCCUAAACAAGCCGUUUCAUUUUCCCGUGAUAAAUCUAAUAAGAAACACAAGGAAAAAAUAUAUUCCUCUUCAGAAAAUGAAGAAGACGUAAAAACAAAUGAAGUUCCAAUUGCAGAAGUGCCUAAACCUGAAGCAGAUGAUAUUUAUUUUGAUGGUUGGACCAAAGCUGAUGUUGCUGAAUUAAUAAGGAAAAUAGAUGCCGUCGUUUCAAACAAAGACACCUUAAAAUAUUCUUCGAGGGUUGAAAAACUACCAUGGGAUCAAAUAAAAUUUGGCACUUACACUGCAGCGGAUUGUAAAGAAAAAUGGAAAUCCAUCGAGAAGAAAAUACGAGGCUACAGAAUAUUAAAAGAAAUCCUCGAAGACGCUAAAGUAUGGAUUGACCAACCAUGGAUAGAUUUUUAUAGAGGGGGCAAGAAAAAAAACAGACACCCAGAAAUGCCAAAGAAGCCAUUAACGUCGUAUAUGUUAUUUUAUAUGGCUAAAAAGGCAAAAAUAGCAGAAGAACACCCUGGCUUAGGAAUGACACAGCUUUCAAAAGUUAUAGCUGAAAAGUUCAAUUCGUUGCCCGAAAAGAAGAAAGCCAAAUAUCACAAGAAAGCUCUUUCAAUGAGGCAAGAAUAUCAGGAGAAAUUACAAAAAUUCUAUUUAGACCAUCCAGCCGAAGAGUUGAAACUGGCCAAAACAAAGAAAGCAAAAGCCCAAGCUGGCCCAUUGAAACCAGUCCCUCCAAUAAAACUCUAUGUUGAUAGUAAAUUAAAAGCUCAUGAGAAUGAAAAAGAUGCUAAUAUUCCCAAAUUGAGGUUGGAAUAUAAAGAAAAAUGGAAGACUCUGAGUAGAAAAAAGAAAAUCCCAUUUAUAAGAUGGGCAUAUGAAGCUGAAGCGAAGUAUUUAGAUGAUCUAAAAGCAUACGCAGCUGUAAACCCCAAUGCAGAGCUGCGCCAGUUCAAAUCAGUACUUUCGAAAGAAGAGAAAAGCAUAUACCAAAGAAUGGAAGGCAAACCAGAAAAGCCUCCAAGCUCAGCAUACAGCCUCUUUUCAAAGCUGAAACUUAAGGAUGAAAAUUUAAAAAUGAAAUACCCGACACCGAAAGAAAGGCUGCAAGAGAUCGCCAGGUUAUGGAAGAAUGUUCCCAAAAUUGAAAAAGACGCCUAUGCCGCAAAGCUCAAAUGUCUCUUGGAAAAUUACAAAUUGGAAUAUGCAUCGUACUUGGAAUCCUUGCCAGAGGACCGACGAGAAGAAGAACUAGCGAGUAAUCUACCUAAAAAGAAGGCUAAACCAGAAACGGAGGCAAAAAAUAAAAUCAAUACUCUCUUUGCCAAGUCUAAACAAAAGCCACAGAAAAACCUUAAAGAGGCUGUUUUAGCGAAAGAACCUGCUCAACCACCACAAGAUUCUUACCAAGUGUUCCACGCAGAUAUGAUCAAGAUGGGCUAUCCUGAAAAGAAUAUUGUCAAAACUUGGAAUUCGAUGAAGGAUUCUGAAAAAGACCAGUACAGAGUGAAGUUAGAACAGUUGAAGCAAAAAUACAUUUUAGACUACAAACAAUUCUUAUCUAACCUGACAACUGAAGAGUUGAUGAUCUAUUCAGAGACUAAAAAAAAUCGGCAGGACAAUGAUGCUUUAAGUGAAGAAGAAGAAGACAGUUCAGAUGAUGAAGAAGAGGUUAAAAAAGACAAAGCGCCUUCCUCAUCUUCAACUUCUGACUCGUCAUCCUCUUCUGAUUCUUCAGAUUCUUCUUCUUCAGAGGAAGACAAUUUGAGUGAUGCAUUUUAACGUUGUUUUCUGAAAAUGACCUUUAUAUAUAUAACAACAAAGACUGUUAUUUUGUAUACAUUGUUGUAUUUUGUACACAUGUUUGUCAUUGAUGUUUGCCCAGAAUAUUCAUUUUAUCGUUUUUUCUUAACGUGAUCUGUCUUAAUUGUCAUUGACAGAAAAAUAAAUUUAAAAAGUGCAUUAUGGUAAACAUUGAAAACCUGUUAAAAUCCAAAAAUUUGUAAAUAGUUUUUUUUUUAUUGAAUAGUUAAUGAUAUGAUAACUUCUCAAGAAACAAUUGUAUAAAGUUAUAUUUUUUAAAACAUAAAUACAGUAAGUGUACCUUA